Molecule: messenger RNA, 6257 nt
Organism: Pristis pectinata (smalltooth sawfish)
Lineage: Eukaryota; Metazoa; Chordata; Chondrichthyes; Rhinopristiformes; Pristidae
Product: transcriptional-regulating factor 1-like
Exons: 18
Coding region: 1131-4589 (1152 amino acids)
Biological process (GO): negative regulation of DNA-templated transcription; regulation of transcription by RNA polymerase II
Cellular component (GO): transcription regulator complex; histone deacetylase complex
Molecular function (GO): transcription corepressor activity
Source: RefSeq, a predicted model, not a curated record
CAAAGUUCUGACCCCGACAUCCCGGCGGAGGGUUUUUUUCCCCCUUCCUCUCCGUGCUGCUGACGUUCAGUGAGACAAGUCCCCCGGGAGCUUCACUGCUCAGCUGGCAGAAACUUUGAAUCAGAGUCGCUGACCUCGGGCGCCAGCCAUUCCCAUGUAGCGACCGAAAGGCAAACUUUGCGACGGGGCACUACAUUCUCCUGAACAUGGCCGCGUAGUGUUAUCUGUUUACAGGAUGCAACGCGCCCUACUGUAAAAGGCUAAAGUGUCGCGGCUGAGACAGGGGAGUCACCGAAGGGGAAACUUUUUGCAGAAAAUUAAGUCAUUUGCACCACGCAGAAAUAAAUUGGCAGCUCUCAGCUGGGCUCUUGUCACCUUUUUGUUGCAUUGACGAGCGGGGCAAAGGGAUUGCAUGCGAGUGCAAAAGAUGCUGCCUGACCCGCUGAGUGUUUCCUGCAUUUUCUGAGGUCGUUUGAUAUUUUACAGUUCUUUGUUAUGCCUUCAACCAAACCUACAUCAAAGCCAAGUGAUCUCUGACACUGUGGUUUCUGCCAGUAACUAUCAAGCCUGGGUGCUUGAAUUUUCACAGCAAGUCCUCUUGUGUAAAGCAUCUCUGCUCAAGAGGUAACAGAUACUUCUGAAUGAAAGGUGUGAUUUUACGGUCAAACCACAGUGGUGUCCUUGAUAGUGCAUUCAGUCUCAUGGGCAAUGUUAGCUCUUCAAUGUGAACUAAAUGCCAAGCAACAUCCUCGCGUUACUAGAGGGCAUCCAUCUAUUUUUCAUAAUUUUUGCUGGCAGAGUGAGCAUGAAAGGCACUCCAGUUAGUAUGUUGAAGUUUUGCUUUCAAUGGAUGACUUUGCGAUGUGCCACAGACAAUUUAAUCAAGAUGUGAUGCAUCAAUCCAGGUUCUACUUGACUUGAUGACGAGACUCAGAAUUGCAGACGUGAAAUGAGAGGAAUAUUGUAUUAACAGUUUGAAAUCCAUGUAUCUUUUUUAAAUAUAUAUAUAUAUAUAUUUCUCAGGGAACUUGAGGAUUCCAAGCCUUUAUUUUUUUUGUCUUGUUUUCAUUAUCUUGCAAGAAAUUUGGCAAUCCAUUUGUGGUUUAACCAUUGAAUUGCCUUAAGAACAAAUGAUGGGAGACCAACCCCCCUUUAAGUCGAAUCACACAGUGAACAGUACAGAAAAUAGGUACUAUUCGCAACAGCCACAAUCCAGCCCGCUGAGUGGAAAUAUGAAUCAUAGCUAUGGAUCUACAGGCAUGGACACAUCUCAGUCUUCUCCAGCUUCACCUCAUUUUCCUUCAGAUUCAAGGGAAGCUGCAGUCGCAGGGACCAUGCCAGCAGUUACCAAGAGCCUUAUGAUAGAACCACGAAGGCCAAGUAAUUGGCCUCAUUCCAGUGCUGGCAAUCACAUUCAAAUGCAGAAUGACCUUAGUAAUCCUUCCAUGAUGUGGACCUCUUCUGCUCAGGCCGAUGCUCCUGAUGGAUACUCCUACUCAUUUUCUUCUCCGGCAAAUGACACGUCAUCGCAGAAAUUGACUAGUGACGUAUUGCACAAGUUGGACUCCUUCACCCAGGUUUUUACAAAUCGUAACCUCAGGAUGCAACAGGCUAACAGCGUUGCCUCAAGCCUGCCGAGCCAGGCUGCGACAACCGAGAGUGUUCGGGACAGCGCUCUCCGGCAACUUUUGUCACAGAAAACUCCAGCUGAGCAACAGGCUGCUAUCCAUUCAAUGCAGAGAUUUCAGCAUGCUCCAACGCAGCAAAUGCAUCACGGCUUUCCGAUUGCACAGUCGAAGCAACAUUUGCAAGCAAUCCAUCAGCAGCAGCAGCAACAGAUGUACUUUGAGUUCCAGCAAUUGGCCCAAAUGCAGUCGCAACCACAGCCAAUGCUACAGCACACACAGUCGCAUGUCCAGCAGCUGCAGGCUCAGCAGGUGCUGCCUCAACCAAUUCAGCAGCUGCCGCAGCAACAAUAUUUCGUUCAUCAGCAGCAGUCCCAGCAGCAUGUGUCAGUGCCGGACAUGCAGCAGCAGCAGCAGCGUCACAUGCACUCGAUGCAGUUCUAUCAGCCGCAGCAGAUCUUGUGCCAGUUACAGCAACCGGUGCAGCAGCAGAUGCAACCUCCGCCACCUUAUCAUAGAGACCAAAACCACAAGUCCAUUCAGCAGCCACAGUACUCCCAAGAACAAUCCCACCCUUCUCAACACAUUCAGAUGGCUGCACCCUCUCAAUAUUUCUAUCAAGAUCAGCCACACUAUCGGCACAUGUACCAGCAAAAUCAGUUGCAUCAGCAACCAGAAGAAACUAUGCAACAGAAACAACUCCACGUUGAUAGUCGGAUUCAGACGUCUCUUGGCCUCCAUACAAGCACCUCUUCCUCAGUGGUCACAGACGAGGCGACACGGAAAGAACUAAGUAAGAUGAGCCAUCCUGGGGCUCCUAUGGUACCCCAAAGACAUCUUAUAGCACCACCUAAUAUUCCUCACGCACCUGUCAAGGUAUCUCAACAGCAAUCUCAUAAUCAUACGUGGUCUCAGAUUUCUCUGACCGACAUGAAGCAAGGAGACUUGACCAUUGAACACAGUGGCCAAAGCAGAGUUCCUUUCCAAGAAAGGAUAGAUGUUAAAAGCAGGCUGAUAUGUACGAUAUGCCACAAGGAAUUCAAGAGCCUACCUGCCUUGAAUGGCCAUAUGAGGUCUCAUGGUGGUCAAAGGACAUCUCCUAAACAGGAUGAAGGAGAGAAGCAGCCUAAAGAGGUGGAUCACCUCAUGCCCAUCAUCAUGCCUGUCUCUGUGCCUGUAAAGCCUCUGCCUGCUGAAGCCAGCAAGCAGGCCACCAUUGCCAAGGACAAGCCUACCAACUCUGUUUCAGAUGACGAGAUGCCAGUCCUCAUGAAGAUGACUGAUUCUCCACCACACGUUCCCACAGUGGCCCAAUCCUGCUCAUCCUCUGAGGUUGUUCGAAAAUGUCAACCCAUCGAUCCACAUUCAGAAGAUAACUUGAAAUCCCGGCAAGACAAGAAGAAAUAUCGACACAGGCCAGAGCCUCUCUACAUCCCUCCACCUUUAGUCAACCUCUCUGCUUCGUAUCCAGGCGCGACGCUAUACCAAAGUCAGCUUCGCUCACCAAGAGUCAUGGGAGAUCACCUGCUGGACAGGACCCAAGAGCUCCCUCCCUACACACCACCCCCAAUGUUAAGUCCAGUGAGACAGGGCUCUGGCCUUUUCAGCAGUGUCAUUUCUUCUUCACACGGUGGCACUUAUCCAACACUGCCAAUCACCCCUUUAACUCCACGUAUCCUGCUUGGUCGAACUAAUAGCAUUGAUGCAACAACAAUAACCCCUGGACCUGGGGAACAGACUGUUGACAUUGAACCGCGAAUCAACAUGGGGUUACGGUUUCAAGCAGCGAUCCCAACUUUGCAGGACAGGUCACUGGCUGAAAAAGAUGUCUGUAAAGCAGACUUGGUGUGGAAGCCUUGGUGUGAGUUGGAAAACCCAGAAGUACAACAAAAAGUGGAAGAUAUGCUGAACAUGGCUUGCUCUAGUGUGCUACCAGGUGGUGGGACAAAUACAGAACUUGCCCUGCAUUGUCUUUUUGAGGCAGGCGGGAACAUUUUGAUGGCUGUGGAGAUUUUGCUGAUGAAGAUGCCUAUUAAAGCCAAAUCCCAUCCAUUAGCAGAUUAUCACUAUGCUGGCUCUGACAAAUGGACAACAAUGGAAAGGAAGCUGUUCAACAAAGCCCUGAGUGUACAUAACAAGGACUUCUUCCUGGUUCAGAAAAUGGUAAAGUCAAAGACAGUGGCACAAUGUGUGGAAUACUACUACACUUGGAAAAAGGUCUUGCGAUUAGGUCGAAAGCACCGAACACGCCUUGCAGAAAUGGAAGCAGAGGGAAUGUUUAGUGAUGAAGAUGAAGAAUUGGAGGAUGAGGAUGAUGAUGACAGAAAAUCAGAUAGAGAUGAGGAGAAAACAGAAGCACCAAAGUCCCCCAUGCAACUGCCAGUAGUUCCUGUGGAGCCGCCAGUGGUUCAAGGACCUACAUUUAUGUGUGAAAUGCCGAAUUGUGGUGCAAUAUUCAGCUCCCGACAGGCUUUAAAUGGUCACGCACGGAUUCAUGGUGGUUCAAACCAGGUCCCAAAGCAGGCGUCUGUGGCUAAACUUAAAACAGGAGGAUCUCAGCCUGGCUACACAUCUGUCAAGAACUCUCCAGCGCACAGCACAACUAGUGGUGAAACAGAUGCUACUACAAUUUUCCCUUGCAAGGAAUGUGGAAAGAUGUUCUACAAGAUUAAAAGUAGAAAUGCUCACAUGAAAACUCAUAGACAGCAGGAGGAACAGCAGCGUCAGAAGACACAGAAAGCUCUUGCAGCUGCUGAAGUAGCAACAAUAGCCAGGCCUGCUUCACCAAUAGCACCCAUGUUACUUCAUCCAGAUCACAUGAGCAUGGUAAAGCGACACUUGGAAGUAGACGAUCAUGACAUCAUUCAGGAAUUAGAAGAUGUAAUGGAUGAAUCAAAUGUCAUGGAUACAGACCUACUUUUAGAUGGAGAAGAUGGAGAAUUUCUCCAAGAUGAUGAAUUGUAAAUGUAUUUAAAACAAUUUUCAAAAUAACACAGUAAUUUUCAAAUACAAUAAAUUGGACAAAACUACGAUUUGUGUUUUUAAGUCAUCAGGAAGUACUAAGACUAGUUCAAAUGCAGAAUGCAGAAGACUCCCAGGAGAGCUGCACAUAGAUGGAGAUGCUUGACUUGCUUUUUGUCAUUAAUACAUUUACGUAGGCUAAACAAAGCCUUACAGACUAUUAUUUUCCCUUCUAGCUGCUUGUUAAGAGUUACUUCGAAGCAUUGAAGCCAAACGGGUUUUUUGCUAAAAAGGUUUUUUGUCGAGUGAAAGUUUCAGAAAUUAAAUUGUCUACUUUUCUAUAAAAUGAAACAAAAAAAGCUGUAAAUAAGGUUCAAAAUUAUAUAUAUUUUAAAUUGUCAAAUCUGAUUUGUUUACGCAUUUAUUUAACUGCUGUUCCUUGGUGUUAUCUAGCAGGUAUGGUGUAAAUACUUUAUAUCCCAAAAUUCUAUUGCAAAAGCGAAAUAUUUUUGAAAGUAAAAGUGUCAAAAUGACUAAGAGAAUGCAGAUCUUUCACUGGGGCUGUUUUCUGUUAUUACAAUGUUGUACAAAUUUAUUAAAGCUUUAUUUUAUUAAUUUGGGGGUACAGAUUGUGGUCAGAUUGCAUGCCUUUUACUCCAUAAUGUAAUUUAUUUUUUUUAUAUUUGCACUGUAAAUGUUUUUUUCAAGUAUGUGUGGAGACUCUUCCAUACAUUUGUAGUCACUUUUCAGCUAUAACUGAAUGAGAUGUAUUUGUCACGUUAUGAAUGAAGCACUAUGUAUAGAUCAGUGAAUGACUUCACUUUGUAACAUGCUUUAGUUGUAUAGCCAAAAAAAAACUUUUGGAAGAUUUUUGUGCCAUGUUCUUGGGAAGGCUGCAUAAUUUUUUUUAAAAAUGAUGGCAUCUUUGAAAUAGGCAGUAUUUUCUUGUGAAUUUAGUAUUCACUUUCGCAAGUUGUGUUUGAAUAAUGUACCCAAGGUUCUUUUUUUUAGAGAAAUGUGAUGGGAUUAACUGAUUUUUGUUUUCCUAUUAAACUAAUCAAAGAAAGUGAUUUAUUUUUAUUUUUUGCCUUCCAAAGUACCUGAAAUAAAAGUUAUUUUCAAAGAGAAUUCCAUUAAGGAAGAUGUUUUAACCUAUAGACUAAAUUCCUCUAACCAAUCUGACUUGGCCAUAUCAUGACACUCAGUGUAUACAUUACAUUUAGAUUCCCACGAUCUAAUUCAUCCUAUGCUAUGCAAUAACCAACUGACCUUGAGGUCUUUGUUGUUGAUACCAGCUAGUUGUAUGUGCUCUCAGAAUUUGCAAAUAUUUCCCAAAAUGUGCCUAUUUAGAAUUAUAAUAGCCUAAUUUUCCUUGUUAAUUUAGUAUGGAAAUGAGUGGCACAGUCUGCUCUGUGGCAGAUCUUGAGUUAAUUCGUUGCCUUGGGUUGGGUUGGAUUGGUUCUCAAAUGAGAUUGUGUUUUUUGACCGAAGGAUGCAAAAAACUAGCUGCAAUUUCUGUUUAGACUUAAUGUUUCCUUCUGGAACAUAUGCUUGUGAAGGCACAAUGAACACAGGGUUAGCUUCUUGUGCAUCACCCCCGUACACUUGAAUCAUUUGCCAAAUAGAUCUGUAUGUGAAGAAUAGUUAUAAUUGGGUAAGGUACUUGUAGCA